This is a messenger RNA of Penicillium mononematosum, 504 nucleotides long. RefSeq lists its product as uncharacterized. The transcript has a single exon. Lineage: Eukaryota; Fungi; Ascomycota; Eurotiomycetes; Eurotiales; Aspergillaceae. The coding region runs from base 1 to 504 and encodes 167 amino acids. The record is from RefSeq and is a predicted model, not a curated record.
AUGUCUGAUAUCACCGAGAUUCGUGAGAAGAUAUUCGAAAAGACCGCGGCACAACGACUUGUGGUCAAAGCACGUACAGAUCAACUGGACUCUCAUGAUUAUCGUGUCUCAGCAAGCAAAUUUAUCGACAAAAUCUUUCCAAACUGGGAGAACGAUAGUCGCAUUCAUUUCCUCGCUAUUGAAAUACGACUGAAUCGUGUGUUCAUGGCUAUCGAUAUCAACAAUUCUGAUUAUGACUUCGAUACUGCACAUGAAAACAAAAUUGUUCUCCCGGUCCAUGUUGUUUGGCAACAUAAGCGAAAGGGAUGGUUUAUCGUAAGAUGGCCUCAGGAAGAUGAGCCUCUUGCUGCGAAAAUAGCUGAGCUUCAUAACGUUAAUGGUUUCAAUGCCACAACGCCAUUUCUUGCGAAUUUCAAUGAGCGCGUUGUAUAUGACAGACCACGUCACUUAUUUCCCAAUCGCCAGCAUCCACAAGCUACAUCUUCACUUGAUGAGCCCGCUUAA